AUGGUACACUAUGGCUCGAACAGCACAACCCGUCUACACGAAACAAAAGCAAACAAAGAUACCAAUAACCAACUCGUCGCGAUCAAAGUAUACCGACGGUCCAUUCUCAGAGGCCCCCCAAGCUCUUCCCACUCAACAUCCCUGCAUCCAAGCCACCCCAACAUUCUCCCAAUUCUAGAUGUCCUCCACAACGAACGCGCCGAGCUCUGCCUUGUAAUGCCAUACUGCGCUGGCGGCGAUCUAAACACCCUUCUAUCCCGCAAAGGUCCCCUCCCAACCCAAGAAGCAGACUGUAUAAUAACCCAGAUCCUGCGCGCGCUCGCCUUCCUACACGAUCACGGCACGGCACACCGCGAUGUGCGCCUUGAGACAGUCCUACUUACCGCCAACGGAGCCGUCAAGCUAGCUGGGUUUGGCGAUGGACAUGUCCGGCGGAUCUGGGAGGAGACUGCUGAGGCCGGGGCUGGAGGAAUACUUCCCCCUCGACCACAGCCACCUACGCAAAGUGCAUGGUCGUUCGUGCUACCGUGGCCGUUGAAUUCAUUAUGUCGUCAAAGUUCUGAGUCUUCUUCUGGAAAUGGUAGUCAGACUGUGAUUGCGAACUCACCCACUGCUUCGUUUGUGGGUAUGAGACUACCGUAUAUUCCUCCGGAAGAAUUCGCGCUUCAUUUUCAAUCCCGCUGUCGUGAUGAUCAUGACAGCCAUGGUGAGUGUGAUUCUCGUCCCGCUGAUGUCUGGGCCACUGCUAUGCUUUACAUGGCGCUUGUGACCGACCGGAUUUUGUGGCGUAGUGCGCGUCCGAAUCAGGAGGAUGGGCGGUAUCUGGAGUACCUCCAUUCUCGCUGUGGGGAGGAUGGAUACCCGCCCAUCGAGACUCUGGGGCAGGUAUGUUAUAGUUUAUUUCUGGGCGCUCCGGUGCGGAAGACAAGUCACUAA
Messenger RNA from Penicillium expansum, 936 nucleotides. RefSeq lists its product as uncharacterized. Lineage: Eukaryota; Fungi; Ascomycota; Eurotiomycetes; Eurotiales; Aspergillaceae. The transcript has a single exon. Gene Ontology annotation, molecular function: ATP binding; protein serine/threonine kinase activity. Bases 1 to 936 code for a protein of 311 amino acids. The record is from RefSeq and is a predicted model, not a curated record. Gene Ontology annotation, biological process: intracellular signal transduction; intracellular monoatomic cation homeostasis; protein phosphorylation.